AUGGCUUCCGAAAUAGACGAACAAAUCCGGCUGGAAGAUACGCUCAAAACGUUCCAGCAGCUGCGUGCCGAUUCAUCGAUAAGCGGCAAACCUACGACCGACAAUGGAAGGAAUCCAUUUCGGGCGGAACUGGACAGUGCCAGUGAAACGCGAAUGAAGGAUCGUCAAUUAAUAAGGAAAAUUUUCGGUAAUCGGUGCGAAUGUGGUGCCGAACGGGCACCCAUCGCUACGGUAGCAAUGCACCACGGCAAACAUAGCGCCUCGAUGCACCUGGAGCACGGUAUACGGAAUCAACCCACCUUCAAGCACAAGCAUCGUUCCGAUCGGAAGACGAUUGUGCGGGACUCGAUGCUACGUAACAUCGGCAAGUGUGUACAUCAGAAUCUUCGCAAGCAACACGAAGGAAAGGGAAACGCUGGUCCGUCCGGUGCCUCGCUCAAGCCAUCCCUUUCGGAGACAAAUCUCACCAAAUGUUUCGCCGGCGAGGCUAGCGAUGAUAUGCUCGAUUUUAGGUUACUGAUCACACAGUGUAACGAUUUGACACUUGUGCCGGGUGCCUCCACCGGUGUGGGAUCCACAUCCUCAUACCUGCCGGCGGGUGAAGAGCAACCGAAUUUUUCGCACAACAGCUUCCGAGCGCUCCGCACGACAGACCUUACCUGGCAGCAGCUCAGCCGAACCACGGUCACCGCACGGCACAAUCGUAAGCGGCAGCUGAAGAAAUCCAACAGUACCUCAUCGCUUGACAGCGACGGCAGCAGUGUGGAGGUGAACUUUAGGGGCAGCGGAACGCGUUGUGGUUCAUCGCAAGGUACCGUCGCGAUCGACGGUGAUGGGCUGGCAAUGGCGUCACUGUUUCCGGCGUUGCCCUCAGGUAAUGCUACGGCCGGUGGCUCAUCGCCGACCAGCAGCAGCAGUAGCAGCACGAACGCAUCAUCUGCUUCCUCGUCUGCUGCGGCUUCCUGUUCCCAGCAGGCCCGCCUUAAUGCCAUGCCCUGCGAUGUAACGAUCGACGAAAUGGCAAGCUAUUUCGAGACGCUCGUGUACAUCCCGAAGAAAAUGUCCAGCAUGGCGGAAAUGAUGUACAUCUAA
Messenger RNA from Anopheles marshallii, 1092 nucleotides. RefSeq lists its product as uncharacterized. The record is from RefSeq and is a predicted model, not a curated record. Gene Ontology annotation, biological process: cellular response to hydrogen peroxide. The transcript has a single exon. NCBI's taxonomy places the organism in Eukaryota, Metazoa, Arthropoda, Insecta, Diptera, Culicidae. Bases 1 to 1092 code for a protein of 363 amino acids.